CCCUCGGGAGUGAAAUCAUACAUGGUAAAAAGGCCCCGGACAACCAGAUGCUGUAUAUGGCCUCCUUGCAGAAUGAUUCAGGACCCCAACAAGUGUUGUUCUUGGUAUCCACAAUCUCAAGAAGGUAAAUAAUGGCACGAUGAGAUACAGAGUGAAGCUAUGCAAACAUCCAUCCUACAAAAACAUAAUUACUGGUGAUGACAUCAUGCUACUCAAACUGUUGAAGAAAGCUCGACUGAGCAAAAGCGUGAAACUGAUUCAACUUCCAAAAUCUAAGAUAGAAAUAAAGGACAAUGCCAAGUGCUCUGUAGCUGGAUGGGGCUCCACAGAAACUGGUGGUCCGUCUGUUGAUGUGCUCCAAGAGGUGGAUGUGUCUGUGGUUGACUAUGAGACUUGUAAGAGAACAUGGAAGGUUAAUCUUCCUGCCAAUGUUAUCUGUGCAGGUGGAUAUAAGACAGACAAAGGAUUCUGUAAGGGUGAUUCUGGCGGUCCUCUGGUGUGCGAUGGGAAGGCUGUUGGUGUUGUGUCUUUCAAUAGGAACAGGUGUGACUAUCCAAAUGUUCCCAACGUCUACACAAAUAUAUCGAAAUAUCUCCACUGGAUCAGUAAAGUCAAGAAAAAGCACGGCUGUUAAACAGAACUAUUUAGAAUCAUCUUUCUGUUUUGUAUGUCACUGACUCUUAACCCCCCCACAAACAUCUACUGAUCAAAUGUUUGGUUGUAGAGCUUGUUUUUAAAUGCACUAUUACAUAUUGGGCUUCAUUUAAAAAAUAAAUAUAUUUUUUUUUCAUUACUA
Messenger RNA from Labrus bergylta (ballan wrasse), 796 nucleotides. The record is from RefSeq and is a predicted model, not a curated record. NCBI's taxonomy places the organism in Eukaryota, Metazoa, Chordata, Actinopteri, Labriformes, Labridae.